ACCCAGAGCAGAAGUGGGCAAGCAGCCCAGUGGACUGCAGACCCCUUUUAGGGGAAGGACCUAACAGAUAAAUGGUUAGGGAAGAUACCCACCCCCCUACACACACACACACACCCCUUCCUUGGUUGAGACAAUCACAGCUGCUGCUUUAUUCUCUUUCAGUGGAAAAGGACCAGGAGUUCCCUGGUGGCUCAGCAGGUUGAGGAUCUGGUGUUGUCAUUGACGUGUCUCUGGUUACUGCUGUGGCUUGGGUUCGAUCCUCGGUCCUAAAACUUCAGCAGACCAUAGGUGUGGCCAAAACAAACAAACAAACAAACAAACAAAGGAAAAGGGUCCAAUAUCAGAGGUUGCGAGGCCUCUCAUUUGACUAUUGAUUCUCCUUCUAGGCUCACUGCUAAAAAAAAUGCCUCAAGGUUUGUCUUCAGGUAUUACAGGAUUAGAAAUUAUGGAGAAAAUACUUUCAUACCGGUAUUCUUUUUAAAAAAUAAAAAAUAAAGAAAACCACCUAUAAACUUUGUUUUCUAGAGCCGAUGGCCCUGUAGCUGUGGAUGCUGGAAUAACUUUCUCCCCCCUCCCCCGCCGCCCCGUGGUGGGAGGGAGGGAGACUUAAGCCUCCUCCUUUGUCUGCCCCGUUGGUUUCCAGUGCUCUGCCUUGACCACUUAGCGCUCUCUCUGAAUAGCUAUAGGUCGGGAAUAGUGGGCAGGAGCGUCAGAGAAGAGUUGGCGUGAGAACGGAACAGCACCACAGAAUAGAAGGCGAGAGGGAAAGAAAGCAUCUCGGAGGAAGAAAAUACUGCUGCCUGGUACCCCCCCCAGCAGAGAUAUCCGGCCUAUUGUGCCCACACCACUCACCCGCCGAAGAAUUGCAGGCUUCAGUGGUGACAAGCUCAGGCAAUGAUGGGAAGGAGAGUGGGCCCCUUCUGGGAGAAAUGAUUUCAAGCACAGGAAAGCCAAGACAUGUGGAGAUGUGAUGGAGACCUGAGAAUGAACCUGGGGGCGGGGGAAUGGGACCCCUUGGAUUGAGAACAGAUUAGCCCAUUUUUAAUGACGGUGGAGUGUGGAAGUGGCGCCACCCCAAUAAGGGGGUUUCAGCCCUGGGUUUCAAGAACCAGGGCAAGGAUGAAAGAAGCUAAGUUCAUGCAUGAAAGCCAAAAUUGGCCUCCUCACUGUGGGAGCCGCAGUUGGUUUUCUCGGGGGCAGAAGGCACACACUAAAUCCAGCAACAUAAUAACUGGAUUUAUGCUCCCCUCGCUUUUGCUUGGUAUUCAGCAAGACCUUGCUUAAUUGUCCUUGAAUCUGCCUUAAAGGUUGUUGUUAAAAAUAAGAACACAUGGAGGACUGAGUGCUUAUUACGAACAUUAUGAAUGAUAUGAUUCAACGACACACAAAAUUAUAACUUGAAAGUCGUGGCUUCAGUUCUCAUAUAAGCUCAUUACCAUUGUCUCAAGAUGUGGGCAGUUAUUGGGCAGUCAUGGGCACUAUUUUUUUCAAUACUUUACCUUCUUCUAAGUACAUUUGUAUGAACAGGGUUGCUACCUACAUGUUGAACCACUAUUCAAAUCUGAUACUGAUCACAGAAAUACAGCGUAACCUUUAACAAUAUUUAGAGAAUGACACUUUUAAAUAGUAAAGACAGUCGUUUGCUUAACUAUCAUUGGAUGAGGUUAUAUUUGGAUAAUGUCAUAAUUGGAUAACUACAUCCACACUACAGAGUGUUUUAGUGGAUUUGGGGAGGACAAAGAAGGAAGAGAAGUGAAGACGUGGCUAAUGAAAGAGAAGAGCCCCUAUUAUUCUAGAUGACCUAAUCUUUUGAGAAUUUUGCAUCCUUUCCAAUUUUUUUUUUUUUUUCCCAUCCCAAGAGGUAUGGAGAUGGGUUCCCUUUGCUGGAGCGAUUAAGGGAACCUUCAAAGGCAGGACUCCUUAUUCCUGAGGAUUAUACCUUCCCCGAGGACUCUUUGAAGAAGUCCUGAAAACAAGGGGAAGAAUGUUAAUGGGAGAUAAGGCACCCACCCCAGGCCUGUGGGACAAGGUGGAGGAAGGCAGAGGGCAAAAAUGAGAAGAACCCCACCGACAUGAUUCUUUUAAAAAUGUUUUGAUCAGAUGAGAUAAAAUGAAACGACAGAGAUGCUCUUUGAGACCUUUGGCCUACUUUAAAUGCAAAUCGAAGAUAAAUCCGGAGGAAUGGCGGCCCUAGAUAGUAAGGCGUCAGGGAAGAUGGGGAUGCGAGCCGUAGUCUAUUACAUGACUACCACCGUCAUUGCCGUGGUGAUUGGCAUAAUCAUUGUCAUCAUCAUCCAUCCUGGGAAGGGCACAAAGGAAAACAUGCACAGAGAAGGCAAAAUUGUACAAGUGACAGCUGCAGACGCCUUCCUGGACUUGAUCAGGAAUAUGUUCCCUCCAAAUCUGGUGGAAGCCUGCUUUAAACAGUUUAAAACCAACUAUGAGAAGAAAAGCUUUAAAGUGCCCAUCCAACCCAAUGACACACUUGUGGGCGCCGUGAUAAACAAUGUGUCCGAGGCCAUGGAGACGCUGACGAGGAUCAAGGAGGAGUUAGUCCCAGUCCCAGGGUCUGUGAACGGGGUCAAUGCCUUGGGACUCGUUGUCUUCUCCAUGUGCUUCGGAUUCGUGAUUGGAAACAUGAAGGAGCAGGGGCAGGCCCUCAGAGAGUUCUUUGACUCGCUUAACGAAGCCAUCAUGCGUCUGGUGGCCGUGAUCAUGUGGUACGCCCCUCUGGGCAUCCUCUUCCUGAUUGCAGGGAAAAUUGUUGAGAUGGAAGACAUGGGAGUGAUUGGGGGGCAGCUGGCCAUGUACACAGUGACAGUCAUCGUGGGCUUACUCAUCCAUGCCGUCAUUGUCCUGCCCCUCCUCUACUUCUUGGUAACACGGAAAAACCCAUGGGUUUUCAUCGGAGGGUUGUUGCAAGCACUCGUCACAGCUCUAGGCACCUCCUCCAGCUCUGCCACCCUACCCAUCACCUUCAAGUGCCUGGAAGAGAACAAUGGUGUGGACAAACGUGUCACCAGAUUCGUGCUCCCAGUGGGGGCCACCAUUAACAUGGAUGGGACCGCCCUCUAUGAGGCUUUGGCUGCCAUUUUUAUUGCUCAAGUUAACAACUUCGAACUGAACUUUGGACAGAUUAUCACCAUCAGCAUCACAGCCACGGCGGCCAGUAUCGGGGCAGCUGGGAUCCCUCAGGCGGGCCUGGUCACUAUGGUCAUCGUGCUGACAUCCGUGGGCCUGCCCACUGACGACAUCACGCUCAUCAUCGCGGUGGACUGGUUCCUGGAUCGGCUUCGCACCACAACCAAUGUCUUGGGAGACUCCCUGGGAGCCGGCAUUGUUGAACACUUGUCCCGACAUGAACUGAAGAACCGGGAUGUCGAAAUGGGCAACUCAGUGAUCGAAGAGAAUGAAAUGAAGAAACCAUAUCAGCUGAUUGCCCAGGAAAGCGAAAUCGAGAAACCCAUCGACAGUGAAACCAAGAUGUAGACGGACAUAAAAUGUUUCCUUGAGCACCCGGUGUUUGAAAACCGCUAUGACAUGUCUCCAUCUCGUUACAACUCAUUCUCUCCAGUAAGCCCCCUACCUCCCUUUUCCUCUCUACUCUGAUAGGAUUGGGAAGAAUUCAUCCCAAAACAAGGGAGGAUUUUGCAGUGGCCCAAAUGUGUAGUUCUCAUCCCACGUUUGAAAUGUUUCCAUCAUGUCAUGCUAGUCUUAUCUAUUAAGGUCCUGCGAUCAGAAAUGGUCUUGGAUCUUAAAAGUUGAUGUGGCACACAAUCCUGUAAAUGUGAUCAUUCUUAUAAAUUAAAGCGUCAAAACGAAUAGUAAGCUGAAGACAUAGUUUUAAAUCAACCUUCAAAAUUUACAAAUCCUUCAGGAUACAAUUCAGUUUUAGUAUCAGAACACAGCAACCUGAUAAGCAGUGGGUUCUCAGUUGGACAUUGGAAGAGGUUUUUUUUUUUCCUCCCAUUCUCUUGAGAUUUGUGUCUUUAUUUUACCAGUAGCAGGACAAUAGAAAUACACAACUAGCACAGCCGUGAGGAGGCAUGUAAAGUGAAAUUUCCCUGUGGCUGUGGGCAAGUCUCGUCUCUAGGUCUCAGUGUUUUCAUCUGCAAAAGGAACGAGUUGUCUAGAUGUCCUUAUGGUUGAUUCUAGCCCAGAGGUACUGAGGCGCCAUGGAAGAGCCUGCCCUCUACUCCCCCUUGGGACAUCCCAUGGCAAGUAUCAUUCCACAGAGCAUGGGACUUUCAGCAGAGAGUUGUUGGGAGUGACCAUUUCUAGGGAGGGGCAGGGUGGCUGUGCAGUUUACCAGGUUCCAUGUCCAGAAUGGCAGAGUCAGCAGGCUGGAGGCCAUUCCAGGAGUGGAUGUGCUCCCCCAAACUCUGCCUUGAUCUUCCCAACAGGGGAUCCAUUCCCUUCACUCUUCCCAAACUAAAGGGAACCACGCUAGGAAGAGUGUCUCCCACCACUCCUCAACUGAUGAUAGACCUUUAGAAAAUACCACGCAAGACUAGCAACUAGCAAGCAUGCUAUGGUCUUACUAUGGAACAGUAAAGAGCCAGCCAGGAAAGAGUGGAGCAUGGUUGACGUGAUAAAGAGAGGAUUUUAGAAUACCAAGGUUAUACGUCAUCUUUAAGGAAGAGUUUUUUAGAAGGAGAGAUUCUUAAAAGAAAAAAAAAACAACAAACCUGAAACUUUUUCUCUUCAGUUCAAAAAUCAUUCCCUAAGGAAGUCUGCAAAUCAAAAUAUAAGGUCACAUGUAUUUUCAAAUCAAAUCAAUGAGCUCUCUCUACUAGAGGCCCAUGAGCUGCAUGGGUGGUCUCUUAUUUGAAAAAGUUUUUUUUUUUUUUUUUUUUUUUACUAUAAUCAAAAGUUCUUAGAAUGAGAGAAACAGGAUAUUUCUUUGUGUUGGAAUUCCACUCACCAAAUCUUUCGAAACCUUCAGCUGGAAUGGGAAUUAUUUUGGUUUUGUUUGUGUCCCUGGGAGAAAUGGUAGAAGAAGCAUCAGUAUGAAGCCACAUCAGUGGGGUUCCAAGAGGGGAGAAAAAAAGAGGCCUUAGUUUCAGGUGAGGCAGCUACCAGGUUUAAAGGAGAUUAAUAUUUGUACUCUAAGGAAUAUCCAGUCAAAGAUGCAGAGCGGGAGCUGUCAGACAAUACCAGCUGUGUUUGAAUUACUCAUGUAAAUGGUGAAGAAUGGACUUAAUUAUGCUAACAGACUGAAAAUCUAGACCGCCAUCCUCUGAUAUACAAUUAGAGAUGUUUUUAUAUAGAUCGCCAGCAUUAUGUGUGUACAAAAGUUAACGUUAGGCUGUGGUGGAGUAACCCUUUAAUGUCAAGG
Sus scrofa (pig) is the source of this 5338-nucleotide messenger RNA. Lineage: Eukaryota; Metazoa; Chordata; Mammalia; Artiodactyla; Suidae. The record is from RefSeq and is a predicted model, not a curated record.